AUACGAAGCCCCGUACGGGAACGUCAUGCUAGCCGCCCCAGCAAUCCUCCUCACACCUUUCCCUUGUUCUGUUUCCAGGGCCCUGAUGUCCCUUUAAACUUGUGCUGCAUACUAGCUCCCCAACUGAUUUCUAGAGUCUUGCCUAUUAUUGUUUAGAAUGCGCGUCUCAGAUCCGUCAAGCCUUGCCAUCUCUCCUGAUGACUCGUGUGACAUCUGCCUUACGGUUGAGACAGACUCCGAGUGUGACAAGUAUCCAGCGAAGCAACAUGCGCGCAGGGUCGCUGCCAAACUAGGCGCCCGCGACGGCCUUAUCUAUCUCAUCGGCAAAGCUACCAUAAACUGGGGCGACUCAGACCAACCGCGGCCCUUCCGACAGAGACGCUACUUCUACUACCUGAGUGGCAUAGACGAAGCGGAUUGCUACCUGACAUAUGACAUUCGCAACGAUUUCUUGACUCUUUAUGUUGCCAACUUCAACUUGCACAACGCGAUAUGGAUGGGACCUACGCUGACUCUGAAUGAGGCACGGCAACGAUACGAUGCGGAUGGCUUUCGCUACUAUGAUUCUCUACAUCACGACCUAAGGAGAUGGGUGGACUACUAUAACAAAGACAGCCCGAUCUAUAUCCUGCACAGUUCGCAGAGGCCUGAAAUCGCGUCGGAUCAGCUCUGGCUGGAUGAUGGGUCACUGGUACCUGCAAUGGAUGCUGCGCGGGAGGUGAAGGACGAUUACGAGAUCCAAUUGAUACGUCAAGCCAACAAAAUAUCUGGCCUUGCACAUCGAAGGAUUCUCGAGAACAUACACCGCAUGUCGAAUGAGAGCGAAAUCGAGGGACUGUUUUUGGACACGUGCGUGUCUCAUGGAGCCAAGAACCAGGCUUAUGAAAUAAUCGCCGGAUCUGGCCCUAACGCAGCUGUGCUCCAUUAUGUAAAAAACGAUGAACCUCUCAGCGGGAGACAGCUCGUCUGUCUUGAUGCAGGCGCAGAAUGGGACUGCUAUGCAAGUGACGUCACCCGCACCUUUCCGCUGGGACCAGACUGGCCUAGUGUGUAUGCAAAGGACAUCUACGCCAUCGUAGAGGAGAUGCAGGAAGAAUGCAUCCGACGUGUUAGGCCGGGUGUGCGAUUCCGGGACUUGCAUGAGCUCGCACAUGUCAUUGCCAUCAAAGGACUGCAAAAGCUCGGAAUCCUCGAAAACGGGACCGUAGAAGAAAUCCGUCGAUCCGGAGCGUCUUCAAUUUUCUUCCCCCAUGGUCUGGGCCACCAUGUAGGAUUGGAAGUCCACGAUGUGUCCGCGCAGCCGAUAACGGCGAAUGCACGUUGGACCAAGGAAUUCGUACCACAGAUGAGCACGCCACUCCUUCAAGAGGGGAUGGUGAUUACUAUUGAGCCCGGGGUGUACUUCAACGAGCUCGCGUUGAAGAAUGCCCGAAUGUUGCCGCUGGCGAAGUAUAUUAACUUCGACAAGGCCGAGCACUAUAUCCCUAUUGGCGGAGUGCGCAUUGAAGACGACCUUCUCGUCACUGGCACAGGGUACGAGAAUUUGACCACCGCACCCAAAGGCGUGGAGAUGUUUGAGAUUCUGCGUGGCCGCGGAAAACAAUAAUCGGACAACUGGUCAUUGAUGUCAUGGCCAAAAACCUACGACACCAACUCCGUAUUGCCAAGCACGUAUAUAAAAGCCGAUCCUUUAGAUGGGGCCGGGCCGUCAAAUGUCGGGGGAUCCCUGAAGACCCCCUAGUCUGUAGCUUAAUCCCUCACUAGUAUACCCAAGCAAAGGACAAAAGAAUUUGUCUGAUUUACUGAUCAUUAUCGUAAACUUACACAGUAAUGAACAGGUCAUCAAGCUGAAUAAAGAAAAGACAACACUGCACAGUCCCCUUGGCAUAGAGGAGACCGUCACACACGUGGCGCGUACCUACAGGAUGUGUCAUACGUACCACGCACAAAGGCAGGCGUAAAACAAACCAAAAGGCGGUUUCAGAA
Messenger RNA from Aspergillus versicolor CBS 583.65, 1986 nucleotides. Its product is annotated as aminopeptidase P family protein. Lineage: Eukaryota; Fungi; Ascomycota; Eurotiomycetes; Eurotiales; Aspergillaceae. The record is from RefSeq and is a predicted model, not a curated record. The transcript has 2 exons. Gene Ontology annotation, molecular function: metalloaminopeptidase activity; manganese ion binding. Bases 158 to 1606 code for a protein of 482 amino acids.